AUGUUAAAUAUAUUUAAGAAUGCUUUCUCUAAGAAAUAAAAAUCUGAUAAGCAAACCAUUUAAUUUGAAUAGUAUGAUCAAUAACAAUAAGAUGAUUCUAAAAUAACAAAUGAUUUUCCAAAUGAUUUUCAAAUUAUUGAUGAAUAGGCAAUGAAUAUUAUAGAAUCAGAGUAUAAUAAUAAAUAGCAAAUACAAUCAGAAUAUUAAGAAGAACAAUAAUUUUAAGAAGAUUUAAUUGAAUAUGAAGUUAAAGUAGAUGAUUCAUUAUAUGGAAUUGCACUUAAAUUUAGUAUUUGUGAAGAUUACCUUAUGAGAAUAAAUGACUUAUCAAGUGAUUUAAUAUUCCAAGGUUAAAUCAUUAAAGUACCAAAAAGAAUUGAGAAGACAUUUUCUGUUGUUCCUAUACAAGAAUAAAAGUAAAAAACUGAAUAUAUAUGGAAUCCUGAUACUGUUUCCUAAAAAUGUAUUAUGAUUCAUCAUUAUAAAUUAGUUGAAGUAAUUUAUUGUAAUAAUAAAUAAAAUGUCUAAGGAUAAUUAACUCUUACUUCUGAUUUAGUUCUUUUUAAUCCUUUAUAAUAAGAUCAUAUUGAAGAUAAUAAUUAAAAAAAAAUAAGAUUAUAAGCAUGUAUCUCAAUGAAAGAUAUUAAUGAGGCUGUAUAUUAUAUCUUACCUAAUAAAAAUGGUCAUUUAGAUUAUAUUGUACAGAUUUUAUUAUCAGGAAUAGGCAAACCAAAAUUUGAAAAGAAAUACAGAAAAUAAUUAGAUAGAUAUAAAGAAUAGAAGAAAAGCAUAGCUACUGUAUUUUUUAGAGUAAAUAUGUGAAAUAAUUUAUAUUAGCAUGCUGAAAGAGAUCAUACAGGUAAAUUAUAUACAGAAGAAAUCAAAAAAUUAAAUUGUAUUACAAUGGCUAGAUUUAUAACUGAAGCCUGUUCAAAUUAUACAGCUAUUGUAGAAUUAACUAAAUUGCCUUUUAUAGAUUUCAUUGAAGAUACUACAUAGAAAUAAAAUUUAGAUGUAGAUGUAGAUGAAAUUUAAGAUGUUAUUGGUGAACGUAUGGGAAGUAAGAUUAUUAAGAAUACUUAGAAUUAUGGGCUAGUUUGGAAUAUGUUCCUAUUUUAAAAGGAAUCUCAAAUUGUUUUACUGAUACUACCUAUAAAUAAGUUAUUGAAUCAAUACCUGCUAUUUAUAGAUUAGCCAAUUGGAAUAAAAUUUAUGAUAUUGAAAUUGAUGGAUCCAGUUAUUCAAAUAUGCUUUAAGAAAUUAGAUACAUAUUUCCAAUUUUAUUAAUCAUUAAGGAUUUUGAUCUCAAUAUUUUUGGUGCAUAUAUUUCAAGUGAAAUUAAUAAAUAUUUUGAAGGUUUCAAAGGAAGUGGUGAAACUUUUUUGUUUAAUAUAGAUAUAGAAGUAAAUAUUAAAUUAAAUUAGAAAAAUGAAGUACAAACUUACUUUUGGACUGAGAAGAAUAAAGAUUUUAUUUUUUGUGAUGAAACUGGUUUAGGAAUAGGAUGUGGAGAUAAAUUUGGACUCUUUAUUGAUUAAAGUCUUAUAUUUGGAUAUUCUAAUCCUUGUACAACUUUUGAUAAUCCAAGAUUUACAAAUUAUGAAAAAUUUAGAAUUAAACAUCUUGAAUUAUGGACUAUAGAAUAAUAAUGA
Paramecium pentaurelia is the source of this 1652-nucleotide messenger RNA. The record is from the annotation of a GenBank genome assembly. NCBI's taxonomy places the organism in Eukaryota, Ciliophora, Oligohymenophorea, Peniculida, Parameciidae.